Messenger RNA from Vespula pensylvanica (western yellowjacket), 1163 nucleotides. RefSeq names its product ufm1-specific protease 1 (gene Ufsp1). NCBI's taxonomy places the organism in Eukaryota, Metazoa, Arthropoda, Insecta, Hymenoptera, Vespidae. The record is from RefSeq and is a predicted model, not a curated record. The transcript has 4 exons. Bases 154 to 804 code for a protein of 216 amino acids.
CUCGCGCAUUUGCAAAUGCAUCUUAAGGACGACUCUAUUGCAUGGGACAUCUAUGUUUGCGCAGUUUAUUGUAAUUUGGAGCUCGUUAAGGAAUUCCCGAGGAUAAUCGAGAACGACGACUUUGAGAAAAUAUAUGUAACAACGGAUUGAGGGAUGAUAGUCGAUUAUUCUACUAGUUUGUUAACAAAUAUCCAUGAAACUCUUCCUACUUUCGACACAGGCGAGACUACGAUUAUACGAGGAAUUUAUGAAUACUGGCACUACGGUUGCGAUGGUUUUAAUGACAGGGGAUGGGGUUGUGGGUAUAGAACAUUGCAAACCAUUUGCUCGUGGAUUAUAAUUAAUAAAAAUUUACAACAAAAAGUUCCAAGCAUACGAAAUAUUCAAGAAACGCUUGUUACAUUAGAGGAUAAAGAGAAAUCAUUUAUUGGAUCGAGAGAUUGGAUAGGAUGCUUCGAAGUAUGUCUUAUUCUGGAUAAUUUCUAUAAUGUAAAUAGUAAAAUUGUUCACAUUAGAAGUGGCCAAGAACUGUCAAAGUAUUUGCAUGUUAUCAAACAACAUUUUGAAGAAUUUGGAUGUCCAAUUAUGAUGGGAGGAGAUCAAGAUUGUUCUAGUAAAUGUAUCAUUGGUAUGCAUACUGGAUUGAAAGAAGCUUAUUUAUUAAUCAUUGAUCCACACUUUAUAGGUAAAGCUAAAAGCAUAGAAGAAUUAAAAAGUAAUCAAUGGGUAAAAUGGCAAAGUAUUAAAGACUUUGUUUACAGUUCUUUUUAUAAUCUUUGUUUACCACAGAUUAAAAUAACUUGAUAUACCAACUGAAUUUAUUUUAUUUUUUUAUUUAUUUCAACUGUAUAUGCUUUAUGGGAAUAAUCAUUAUUGCAAUGGUUCAUAAACAUCUAUUUUACGGAUUAUAUAAUAAGUUUUCGUACUUAUAAAAAUCUAUUACCUAUUAUCGUGAAUUCAGUCUGUGUUAAGUAAAAGGCAUACGCCUUGUAGAAUCCAGUGCGAAAUAUGUUCCUCCGUCGAAAGAUCUGCUUCAAAUAUCAAACCUUUACCCAUUGCACUGCGUCUAUUUGAUGUUGUGUACACUGGUGUUUUUACUGUAUUCUACGUAAAUUUAUAGAAAAGAAAAACUUAUUUUUAAUUAUUAAAUUGAAUUUUUUAAA